This is a messenger RNA of Didymosphaeria variabile, 987 nucleotides long. RefSeq lists its product as uncharacterized. The transcript is spliced from 4 exons. Gene Ontology annotation, molecular function: hydrolase activity, acting on carbon-nitrogen (but not peptide) bonds. Gene Ontology annotation, biological process: carbohydrate metabolic process. NCBI's taxonomy places the organism in Eukaryota, Fungi, Ascomycota, Dothideomycetes, Pleosporales, Didymosphaeriaceae. Bases 1 to 987 code for a protein of 328 amino acids. The record is from RefSeq and is a predicted model, not a curated record.
AUGGUUCACGUCGAGGAGUCCCUCCAGUUGCCCCGUGACUUCGAAGGAUUUGGAGAGCAUGGACACGAUCCACAGUGGCCAAAUGGUGCACGCAUUGCUGUUUCAUUCGUGCUCAACUACGAAGAGGGCGGAGAACGGAACCCUCUUGACGGAGAUAAGACCAGCGAGGAGUAUCUCUGGGAGAAGGGACCGUCCGGUGGUGGUAGAGAGUUCCGGCACUUGAAUGGCGAGCAAGAUUUCGAAUAUGGCAGUCGCUGUGGCGCGUGGCGGAUAAACCGUCUCAUGAAAGAGUUUGGCUGGAACAUGACUCUCUGGGCAAUCGCUGUAGCGAUGGAAAGGAACCCCACCUUUGCUAAAGCAUGCGUAAGAGAUGGUCAUGAGAUAGGCGCGCACGGAUACAGAUGGCUCGAUAUAUGGAAUUAUUCUUUGGAAGACGACAAGGCGUACAUCAAGAAGACAUGCAAGGCUCUAGAGGCAGCAACGGGCGAAUUUCCUGUCGGAGCGUACUUUGGCCGCGGAACACCGAACACGGCAAAUUUGCUGCCUAUUAUGUGGAAAGAAAUGGGCCACAAGAUGCUUUACACUUCGGAGGUGUACAACGAAGAUUCCCCGUACUGGAUCGAUUUGCCAUGGGAGAAGAACUUGCCUGACGAAGAGAAAGAAGGCUUGCUCAUGGUGCCUUACAACUACGAUUGUAAUGAUGGGAAAUUUCAUAUGCUUCCUGGUUUUGUCAGCAGUGCCGGGGCUACUUACGAACAAUAUCUGAAGGACACAUUUGAUUGUCUUUACCGCGAAGGAGGCAAGAUGAUGACCAUACCUCUUCAUUCACGAAUCGCUGGUAAGCCUGGACGAUCAGAAAGCCUCCGAAAGUUCAUGCAAUACAUAUCAGAAAAAGAAGGCGUUUGGGUCGCGACACGAAGAGACAUUGCGAAGCACUACCGGUCGACUUUUCCUUACCGUCCUGGGUCGAAAACCGGAGGACAGUAG